This is a messenger RNA of Cyprinus carpio (common carp), 6768 nucleotides long. RefSeq lists its product as uncharacterized. Gene Ontology annotation, biological process: DNA integration. Gene Ontology annotation, molecular function: nucleic acid binding. NCBI's taxonomy places the organism in Eukaryota, Metazoa, Chordata, Actinopteri, Cypriniformes, Cyprinidae. The record is from RefSeq and is a predicted model, not a curated record.
CUCAUCUUUUACUGCUCUGGAUUCUUUCAUAUGGUGUUGUGGCUGUGUACAGAUUUCAGAAACCAGUCUGAUACACCUGUUGGAAGAAUGAUGUACUGGCAUUGGUGAAAUAAACAUGCAAAUGGAUGUUGUCUCAAGGUGUUUUAACUGACAUCCCAUUGUGAUGCUCCCCCUACGAAUAAGUAAUAUCCUAAGAGUCUUUUACAUGGUCCUUCGAGCCGGAAUUGAGGAUUCCAAUGGACCAAGAGCAACAUACUAACCAAUGCCAUGUACCACCUCGGCGAGAGUCUUCAAGACAGACCAAGCCUCCAGUCUAUCUUGAGGACUAUGAGACUACCUUACCGCCCUCGAAGCCUCCUCGAGCCAGUCAGUCAGUUUCCUCAGCCCCAGUCCAAAGCAGUAUUGAAUAUGCCAGAGAGAGUCAUUCUGAACCUUGUGACCCUGUCUUACUGGAAAUGAAGCAGUUAAAGGAGUUUGUAAUGGAAUUAGGCCGAAGUGUGAAGCAGAUAAAUUCCAAAGUGAAUCGGAUGUGUUCUUCAGGAAGUUCUUGGUCAUCUGAAGAAGGUAGCAAAAAUUUAUCUGCACCGCCCUCACCUGAUAAGGAUUCUCUCGUCCCUUGUACGGUGACUGAUUCAGCUGCAGCAUUAGCUCAAGAACUCAGAGUUCAUCUACAGGAACAACAUCAAGGGAAAGUUGGUUCCGAGUUAAAGUCACCGCCAUGUGUGAGUAGAGCGUCCUCUCUUCCUCCACCUCCUUCUAUGGUGCUGACUCCUCAAUCCCAUUUGGCUCCUGAUUUGAAUGUUUCACAUGUAAAUCAAGUCCCUACUGAUGUGAAUGUUGUUAGCCAUCCAGUGUCAAGGCAACUACUUGCAGAUCGAAGCCCUUAUGCUCCUCAUUUGUCUACUUUGAUGGGAAGUUCACAGCAUCCGGCAAGUCAGUUCAUGGCCCCUAAUUUGUAUGCUCUAAACCCUUGGGUUGAUACGUAUCAUCAGUUAUCAGGACAGUCUCAAACAUCUAGACCUGCAGUGCAGCCACCAAUUCCUCCUUGGGCUAUGAAUCCACCAUUGUUUGGCCCAGUUUAUCCUGGUUUUUGGCCCCCAGUACCAGGUCCUUUGUAUUCAAGCCAUUUGUCAGUUCCUAUGAAUGCUGUUCAUCAACAAGCACAAGAUUCCCAGGGUUUUAUGUCAUCUCAGUAUCCACCAUUUUCACAGCAGGCUUUGCAUAGUUCGGUGGUUAGAUCUGAACCUCCUAUUAGUCAAUUACCUGUUCCUUCUACAUAUUUGGCAUCUGGCACGAUUACACCAUCUGUACCCAUUACAGCUCAAAGUGGAAAUAUGACCAAUUGUGUCCAGCAGGGGAAUCAAGAUGUUCAGUCUUCACUAUCAUUAGCUAUGCCCAGUUUACCUUCACCUCCUCUUGUGAGACCUAUUGUGCAACAACAAAGUAACGAGAUACAAGAGAAUAAUCCUAUACCUUGUGUUUCUCAGUCUUUAGUUCAACAGCCUGUUUCAAGUUCUCAAACAGGAUAUGAGCCAAGAGCCCAAGUAAGCUAUCAUCCAAGAUCUUCUCGAAUUGAAGGUCCUUCAUUUCCAUAUCUUUAUAAGGAGGAUCCUAAACAAUUCAUAAUGUUGAAGAUGGCUCUGGAGCAUUUACUACCCCCAGAUGAGACUGAGCAGUACAAAUUCCAUAUUCUCCUAGACCAUUUAAAAUUAGAUUCAGCACGCAACUUAGUUCUGGCUUAUUCUAACCAUCCUCUGCCAUUCAGUGCAGCGUGGGCAGCCCUCCAGCAGAAAUAUGGUCAGCCACAUCAAUUAGUUUUGAGAGAAAUUGCUGAGACUAUGGGCCUCCCAACCAUUAAAACUGGUGAUUCACAAGCUUUCAGUAGCUUAGCAGUUCGUAUUCGUGCCUUGGUGGGGAUGUUACAGUCUUGGGGUGAAGGUGAAGGAGCAGCAGAGUUGGCCUGUGCUUCUCAUGUACAGAAACUAUUGAGUAAACUCCCCCCUGAACAAGUUGCUAAUUACAUCCGGCAUAGUAGAGCCACUCGACCAGGAGAAGCCUAUAACUUGGUGAAUUUCUCUUCAUGGCUGCAAGAGGAAGCAGACUGUCAAGCAAUAGUAGGACAAGUCGGUGUUGUCCGGCAGAAACCUAAUGACCAUUACCAGAUAGGGAGGAAACUAAAGCAGUAUCAACCAACUACAACUAUUCUUCAUGGAGUAAGUGGUGUUCCAGUAGAAAAGAUCAGUGAUUCUUUUAGUCCCGUCCAAAAUUCCAGUUUUGAGGGAAAGGAGUUGCUGAGGUUCCCAUGUCCAUUCUGUAAAAGUGAUGAUCAUCACCUCAGUAGAUGCCAAGCUUUUAGCCUGCUUGAUCUGGAGAAUAUGAGAAAAUGGAUUAAAGAGCAUCAUUGCUGUUGGAGAUGUGGCAGGGCUCAUCAGGCCUCUCGGUGUGACCUGAAGAAAGGUUGUCCGAUAUGUAAAGGUAAACACCUGGGAAUUCUACAUGAGGUGAAUCAGAAGAAGCCAGACUCUGGUGUUUUCUUGCUUAGUCGCCCAAGCUGUUCCCCAAGAGUUGUACUGAAAGUAGUUAAAGUCCUGCUGAGCCAUAAUGGUAGAUGUAUGGAGACUUAUGCCAUCUUAGAUGACGGUUCUGAAAGGACAAUGCUUCUACCUCUAGCAGCACAGCAACUUGGAUUGAAGGGCACAGCUGAAUCAUUGGUGCUAAGAACUGUGCGUCAAGACACAGAGGUCCUGAGGGGAGCUAGUGUAAACUUCACAAUUUCUCCAGUAAAUUCUCAUAAGAAAUAUCAGAUCCAAGGGGCUUUCACUGCACAGGGAUUGGGCCUUCCUGAGCAAUCCUAUCCCAUUUCUAGCCUUCUAAAACGAUUCAACCAUCUAAAGGGACUUCCACUGAAAACAUUUAAUAAAGUCCAGCCUAUGCUUUUGAUUGGUGCUGAUCAUCCGUAUCUUCUAGCUCCAGUGGAGAAGGUUCGUCUUAGCCCUCAUGGGGGACCAGCCGCAGUUCAUACCAGAUUGGGAUGGGCUCUUCAAGGUCCAGUAUCGUCAGCUCAAUCAAAUGAGACUGAAACCCAGUGUCUGUUUCUUUCUGGAGUUUCCAUUACCUCUCAACUCCAACAGGAUGUAGAGCGGUUAUGGCAAGUGGACGUGUUUCCCUAUAAGUGUGAAAAGACCAUUAUACGGUCCAAACAAGACCAGUAUGCCCUAGAUUGUCUUAACCGGUUGACGACAAGAGAGACUGUGAAUGGUGUCUCUAAAUAUGCCACUCCUCUACUUCGUUCAAAGCAUGCACCCUUGUUCAAUGCUCCUAAAGUGGCAGUUAUGUCAUCCCUCCGAUGGACAGAGCGCCAACUGACACGAAAUCCUGAGCAGGCCCUUAUCUAUGAAGGAGAGAUUCAAAAACUGGUUGAUUCUGGUUAUGUGAGGAAGUUGAGUCAUGAAGAAGCCUUUCAAAGUAGUGAGUCCUGGUUUGUACCUCACCAUCUCGUAAAGCAUAAUGGAAAGAAUCGAUUAGUGUUUAACUGUUCCUAUAUGUAUAAAGGAGAAUCACUGAAUGCUCAUCUACUGCCUGGUCCGACCUUAGGGUCAUCCUUAUUAGGUGUACUCCUUCGUUUUAGGGAACGUCCUGUGGCCAUUAGUGGUGAUAUUAAGUCCAUGUUUCAUCAAGUUUGUCUGUUGCCUUCUGAUAAACCUCUCCUGCGUUUUCUGUGGCGAAGCAUGAGACUGGAUAAGCCAGCUGAUGUUUAUGAAUGGCAAGUUUUGCCAUUUGGAAGUACCUGUAGCCCUUGCUGUGCGGUUUAUGCUUUGCAAAAGCAUGUAAGAGCUCUACCAGAGGAUUGUGAAGAUGUUAAGGAGUCUAUCACCAAGGCUUUUUAUGUUGAUAACUGUCUACAAAGUGUUAUGGACAUCCCGACAGCAAAGGAGUUGGUUGGGAAGUUACGGACCCAUUUGAGAGAUGGAGGCUUUGAAAUUCGACAGUGGGCAAGUAAUGUUUCAGAGGUGGUGGAGGAUCUGCCCAGCGACGCAAAGUCCGCCCACACUGAACUUUGGUUAAGUCAAGACUGUUCAGAUCCUAGUGAAGGUAUGCUGGGAUUAAUUUGGCACUGUGCCAGAGAUACCCUCGGUUACAAACAUCGUCCUGUUGCUUAUGAUUCUCUUACCUUGCGCAAUGUUUAUAGGGUCCUUGCAAGUCAAUAUGACCCUAUAGGGUUCCUUCUACCUUUUACCACUAGAGCCAAAGUCCUGCUUCAACAAAUGUGGAGUAAAGGAAGACAAUGGGAUGAUCCUGCACUACCUGAAGGUAUUAAGAAGGCCUGGGUAGCAUGGGAGAGUGAACUUCCUGCUAUCACAUCCAUUGAACUACCAAGAACGUAUGGUCCUGUUGAUCUUGAUGGAAAUUCCCUUAGGAGGGAGUUGCACGUAUUUUGUGAUGCUUCAGAAUUGGCUUAUGGGUCAGUGGCCUACUUAAGGACUGUCAAUCAGGAGAGUGAAGUUCUAGUCUCCUUUGUGAUGGCCCGAUCCAGAGUUGCACCUCGUAAGUCAAUUUCUAUACCUCGUCUAGAAUUGUGUGCUGCCCUCACCGGGGUUCAAUUGGCAAAUCUGUUGCAGAGGGAACUUGAUCUGCUCAUUCAACAAACAAUACUGUGGUCUGAUUCGAUGACAGUACUCAACUGGAUUCGUUCGGAGACUUGCCGCUAUAAAGUAUUUGUUGCAAACCGCAUUACUGAAAUCUUAGAGUACUCUGCUCCUGAUCAAUGGCGUUAUGUUAAUACUACUAGCAAUCCAGCUGAUGAUAUCACUAGGGGCAAGAAUCUGACUGAUCUAACCAAACCUAAUCAUUGGACUCGAGGCCCUUCUUUCCUUUAUUCUGACCCUGAUCAGUGGCCAAAAUUCCCUGGUAUGAUUGAAAACUCUGAUGCUACAGAGUUAAGGAAGACUCUGUUCUGUGGCCUUACUGAUGUUGAAGAUAACUUUGUGAAUCUUGAUGUUCAGCAAUACAAGUCGUGGAAUGAGCUUGUUGAAGCUGUGGCAGUUAACUCUUUGCUGGACAAGGCUCAGAUUGAACUUCUCCUGUUGCGACAGGCUCAGAGGAAAGACUUUGCAGAGGAGUAUGGUGCAUUGCGAAUUGGGAAAAGUGUUCCAUCUAGUAGUCGAUUGUACAAUCUUGCACCGGAGUUCGAUCCCAUUGCUGAAGUUAUUAGAGUAGGAGGGCGACUUCGACAUAGUCAAGAACUGGCUUUUGAUACCAUUCAUCCAAUUAUUCUUGAUUCAAGAAACUCUAUCGUUCAACUUUUGAUUGCAUCUGUAGAUGCCAAAUUGGGUCAUCCUGGAGUAGAUAGAGUUUAUGCUCAUCUUAGGCGCUACUACUGGAUUUUAAAAGGUAGACAAGCUGUGAAGAAAUAUCAAAGAAAGUGUCUGGAGUGUGCCAAAUGGAAAGGAAAACCAAUAGUUCCUAGGAUGGCUGAUCUUCCUCCAUCUAAGCUCAAUCUGUUCAAACCUCCCUUCUGGUCCACAGGAAUGGACUGUUUUGGGCCAUUUGUGAUCAAGUCUGGUCGUAAGACUGAGAAGCGAUGGGGAUUACUUUUCAAAUGUCAGACCACUAGAUGUGUUCAUUUAGAACUGCUGACUAGUCUUGACACUGAUAGUUUUUUAAUGGCACUCCGUCGUUUUGUAGCUCGAAGAGGACAACCUUAUGAAGUGAUCUGUGAUCAAGGAACUAAUUUUCAUGGGGGUGAAAGUGAACUGAAAAGUGCCUUUGACCAAUUAAGUCCAGUCUUACAAGAAAAGCUGUCGAAUCAUCAGAUCAAAUUCACCUAUAAUCCUCCUUAUGCUCCACAUUUUGGAGGAACGUGGGAGAGGGAAAUCCGAUCCAUCAAAGGUGCACUUCGAUCUGUUUUAGGAAGUCAAGUAGUUACUGAGGAGGUUCUAACAACUGUAUUGGUGGAGGUUGAAGAAAUAUUGAAUUCCAAACCUUUAGGAUAUGUCUCUUCUAGUGCUGAUGAUUUGGAUCCUGUUACUCCUAAUUUGCUUCUGAUGGGGCGGCGGGAUGCUUCGUUACCCCAAGUGAUUUAUGCAGAUUCUAAUAUUUUAUCUCAGAGAAGAUGGAGACAUAGCCAGGUUCUGGCGGAUCAAUUUUGGACCAGUUUUAUUAGGAAUUAUCUGCCAAAUCUACAAAUUCGCCAAAAAUGGCAGCAAGAUCAAGGUAACCUGAAAGAUUCUGAUGUAGUCAUGAUCUUGGACCCUCGACUCCCCCGUGCUUUAUGGCCCAUUGGUAAAGUAUUAAAGACUUUCUUGGGCAAGGACGCCCGUGUUAGAGUUGCUGAGAUAGAAAUCAAAGGGAAAUCUUAUGUUCGUCCUGUUAGCCGGCUUAUUCCUUUACCCUUUAUUAAGGAUUAGUCUUGAGUAUCAUGUCAUUGUGAUUUUCUAGAAUUGAAAAUAUGAUGUCAUAUUUUGGGGCGGCCUUGUUGAAAAACUCAUGACAUAGUAAUUGUAGCUCCACCCACUGUUGACAGCUGCACCCUAUUCUGACUCCAAUUAAGGGCCUUUAAAAAGGGUUGCUUUAGAGCAGCAAUCAGUUCACUCCUUGUUUACUGCUCUGGAUUCUUUCAUAUGGUGUUGUGGCUGUGUACAGAUGUAAGUUUACUGUUUGUUUUGUAUGGUUUGGAUUUUGUUUGUAAUUCCUUUGAUUGUUUAACUUUAUUUGUUUAUCUUGUUUAAGUUCAGAAACCAGUCUGAUACACCUGUUGGAAGAAUGAUG